Messenger RNA from Canariomyces notabilis, 2100 nucleotides. Its product is annotated as amidase. Bases 144 to 1895 code for a protein of 583 amino acids. The transcript is spliced from 7 exons. Lineage: Eukaryota; Fungi; Ascomycota; Sordariomycetes; Sordariales; Chaetomiaceae. The record is from RefSeq and is a predicted model, not a curated record.
GUUUCUUAUUAGACCGACCUCUCAUUUCUUACCCGCCCCAAUGCAAGUUGAAUACCAAUAACGCAACAGCUAGUGCCCGCACCAUUCCCUCCUUCCGUCCCUUAUUCUCCCCAGUCCCUAUAAGCAUCGUUGCUUGAGUGCGAAUGGAACACACCUCUUGGGAGUCGGCUGCUGCUGCGAAGCGUGCCAGCGUACUUGGCAAGAUUCCAGAGGCAUGGAGACUGGAUGAGGGGCAGCUGGCGCAAGCUAGGGCUCAGCGCGACCUAACUGACGGAUUCAUCCAACAGUUCCUCAACGAGGAUGAGAUAUCUAUCAUAUCAAGGGACAGCGUUGAUAUUGUGGAUCAAAUCAAGCAGGGCAACCUAACUGCCCUUGAGGUUACCUCCGCGUUCUGCAAAACCGCUGCCCUUGCCCACCAGAUUAACAACUGCCUCCAUGAGAUCUUCUUUGAUGAGGCAUUAGCUCGUGCAAGAGAGCUCGAUGCCCAUUAUGCAGCAAAGGUGGAAACGAUCGGCCCUCUUCAUGGCCUCCCCAUCAGCCUGAAGGAUCAGUUUCACGUCAAGGGCGUUGAUACAACAAUGGGCUACGUUGGAUGGAUCGGUGGCAACUUGGGCGUCGACGAUCCAAGCAAGGUACACAAGGUCGAAAGUCAAAUCACGGCCGAGCUCCUCUCUCUUGGAGCUGUGCUCUUCUGCAAGACCAGUCUACCUCAAACUUUGAUGUUCGGGGAGACAAAGAACAACAUCAUCGGUCAGACACUGAACCCUCACAACCAAAACCUGUCCUGCGGUGGUUCAUCCGGCGGAGAGGGAGCCCUCCAAGCCCUGCGUGGCAGCACCCUCGGGCUUGGCACAGAUAUCGGUGGUUCGGUGCGCAUUCCAGCGGCAUUCAACGGCAUCUUUGCACUCAAACCAACACCAGAGAGGUUGUCAUAUCGUGACGUUGCAAACACCAACCCUGGUCAAAACACCUGCAGGUCAACAGUCGGCUUCCUUAGCACUUCCCUCAGCGGUUUGGAAUUGGGCUUGCGGGCCGUUCUGUCGACUUGCCCCUGGGAGAGGGACCCAGCUGUUGUCCCAAUCCCGUUUCGUCAGAACGUCUACGACGAGUGCCGGAGCCGUGCCCGCAGUAAUGGGCUUGCAUACCCUUGGCCCAAAAACAAGCCCCUGAAAUUGGGCAUCUUACGGAAUGAUGGCCAUGUACGGCCGCACCCGCCCGUUGAGAGGGGGCUUGGUGAAGUCGUAAAAGCUCUGAUAAUCGCACAACAUCAGAUAAUUCACUGGAAGCCACCGUCGCACGUCACGGCCAGGGAUAUCCAUAUGUCAUUCUUGACGGCGGACGGUGGCGCCGACAUACACAGUCACCUCCAGCGCUCCGGGGAGCCUCUGAUUCCCGAUCUGCAGGAAUUCUUCCAGCUGAAGGAGCCGAUGCCUCUCCUAGAGUACCAAGACCUCACCGUCAAAGCUCUGGAGUACGAGGCAGCAUACUCAGAUUACUGGAACAAGACCGCGGGUUGGGGCGGGCUGGUCACGGGGCAAGUUGUAGAUGCAGUGAUUAUGCCUGUAGCGCCCCACGCAGCCGUCAUCCCGGGAAAGUACUUCCACGUAGGCUACACGGAAGCAAUCAACCUGCUAAACUACAGCGCCGUGGUUAUACCCGUGACGAAGGCGGAUAAGGACGUCGAUAUUGUCAGGAACCCCUCCUACCAGCCACUGAAUGAAGUUGAUCAGCGCAACUGGGAUGCUUAUGACCCUGAAACCUACCAUGGCGCACCUGUAGGAGUGCAGAUUGUGACACGAAAGUUUGAGGAGGAAAAAGCUCUGGCUAUCGCGGACAUUGUCGUAUCGGCUCUUCAGUCCUACAGGUCUGCCAGGGAGAGGGCCAAGGAGGAGUAAAGGUCUCGAAGCUGAGGGAUUCGGGUUCCAACCACAGGCUGAUGGGUUUUGAGAUAGUGAUGGCUACCUGCUUAUCGAGGCAUGCCCAAAAUGAGUUGCAGGCAGCAGGAUAUCUGUUGGGCAUCAUGGAGCUACAAUGAAUACAAGCUGCCGGUGCAUAGGUAGGUAAUAAAGUGAGUAAUAUACAACUACGGUACCAAUCAAC